UGAUCAGAGAUCCGCUGCUGAUCAGAGAUCUGGUGGAGGACGAGGUCUUUCUCCUCCUGACGCGGAUCGUCUUCUGGAUCAGUUUCAACAUGUUGAAGUUCAGAAGCUCCUCGCUGAGAUCAGCUGCUGUGCUGCUCUCACCUGCUGCUGCUGCUGCUGCUCAGCCUCGUGUGCGUCUCUCUACGAGCCCCCAGCAGAAACACAGAACCUUCUACGAGUUCCGCACCUACUGCAUCCGUCCGGACCAGAACACCGCCUUCCUCAAACUGACCAAUGAGAAGAUCCACCUGCGCACCGCCCACUCCGAGCUGAUUGGCUACUGGAGCGUGGAGUACGGCGGCCUGAACCAGGUGUUCCAUAUAUGGAAGUAUGACAGUUACUCCCAGCGGGCAGCGGUCCGGGCAGCUCUGGCCCAGGACCCCUCCUGGAUCUCAGACUACAUCUCCAAGGCGAUGCCGAUGCUGACGAGUCAGCACAACGAGGUCACGUACCUGGUUCCCUGGAGCCGCCUGCAGAGGCCGCCACAGGAGGGCGGUGCGUACGAGCUGAUGUCCUUCCUGAUGCGUCCUGGUGGUCCAGCGGUUUGGGGCGACGCCUUCCAGGCUGCCAUCACCUCCCAUGAUGCACCGGGGUACGGCAAGCUUGUGGGAGCUUUCCACAAUGAGUUUGGGCUGCAGAACAGAGUUCACACCCUCUGGUGGUUCGAGAGCGCCGACCAGCGAGCUGAAGUUCGACAUAAAGCUCACACUGAUGCCAGAGUGGUCGCUGCAGUCAGAAACAGCGUCGUCCAUCUGGACUCUCAGGAGAAUAAACUCAUGUUUCCGUGCUCCUUCUCGCCGCUGAAGUAACUUCCUGCCCUGUGUCGUCUCCAUGGCAACAGAGAAACACGAGCCUUUAACAUGUAAAACUCAUCCUCGGUUUGUCCUCUGCGGGCUUCCGUACGAGCAUUAACACAACACGUCGAGGAUCGUUCAGUUUUAUAAACUUUACUGAUGUAAAUGAACCUUUAACAUCAUAAAAUCAUCAAUAAAUCAGAUGAGUUGUUUUGUUUUAAUGUCUGCAGAUUCUGUUUGUUUACACCGAAGAGACGAAAUGUUCCUUUAAAGCUGAAACUGGUUUAUUUCUGCUGCAUGUAACAAAAUAAUGAAUAAUUAUAUUAUAAUAAAUGUGAUACAUGUGGACCAUCAA
Molecule: messenger RNA, 1188 nt
Organism: Thunnus maccoyii (southern bluefin tuna)
Lineage: Eukaryota; Metazoa; Chordata; Actinopteri; Scombriformes; Scombridae
Gene: nipsnap3a
Product: nipsnap homolog 3A (C. elegans)
Exons: 7
Coding region: 90-848 (252 amino acids)
Cellular component (GO): mitochondrion
Source: RefSeq, a predicted model, not a curated record